AGAGAAGAUGGCGUCCCGCGGCGCCGCUGCCAAGCGAGGAGCCGGUUCCGGGGGCUCUCGGGGCCCUGAGCCCCAAGAAGAGCCGCCUCCCCCGCUCCAGGCCGUGCUGGUCGCCGACAGCUUCAACCGCCGCUUCUUCCCCGUUUCCAAGGACCGGCCCCGGGCUCUGAUUCCUCUGGCAAAUGUGGCUAUGAUAGAUUACACCCUGGAGUUCCUAACAGCAUCUGGGGUGGAGGAAACCUUCGUCUUCUGCUGUUGGAAGUCAGCAGAGAUCAAGGAGCAUUUACAAAAGUCUAAGUGGUUGAGUCCGACUUCUCCAAACACAGUGCGGUUUGUGACCUCCGACCUCUACCGCUCACUUGGGGAUGUUCUGAGGGACGUUGAUGCCAAGUCACUUGUUCGUUCUGACUUCAUCCUUGUCUCCGGAGAUGUGGUGUCCAAUAUUAACAUCUCCACAGCUUUACAGGAACACAGGAUACGGCGUAAGCUGGAGAAGAAUGUGUCUGUGCUGACAAUGAUUUUCAAAGAGUCUGAGCCAGGUCACCGGGCCCGGUGUCAAGAGGACGACGUUAUCCUUGCCAUGGACGGUGCUACAAAACGAGUAUUGCACUACCAGAGAACUCAAGGGCUGAAGCGCUUCCGGUUUCCCCUGGGCUUGUUCCAGAGCAAUAUUGAAGAGGUGCAAGUACGGCAUGAUUUGUUGGACUGUCACAUUAGCAUCUGCUCCCCACAGGUGGCUGAACUGUUCACAGAUAACUUUGAUUAUCAAACUCGGGAUGACUUUGUCCGGGGCCUUUUGGUGAAUGAAGAGGUCCUGGGCAACCAGAUCCAUAUACACGUGACAUCAGAAGAGUACGGUGCUGCCGUCUCCAACCUGCUGAUGUAUGAGUCGGUGUCCUCCGACGUCCUUCAACGCUGGGUCUAUCCAAUGACUCCGGAGAUGAACUUCACGAAUGACAAGAGGCAAAGCUGCACUCAUUCCCGGCACAAUAUCUACCGGGGGGCGGAGGUGAGCCUGGGCCAUGACAGUAUACUGGAAGAGAAUGUCCUCAUUGGGCAGGGAACAUCGGUUGGCCAAAAAUGCUCCAUAACCAACAGUGUCAUUGGCCCCAACUGCAAGAUAGGUGACGAGGUGAUUCUGGACAGGGCGUUCCUCUGGAAUGGUGUCUGUGUAGGAGACCAUGUGAAAAUCCUGCAGUCGCUGGUUUGUGAUGAGGCUGAGGUGAAGAAAGGGGUGACGUUGAGCCCUCACUGUGUUCUCACUUCGCAGGUGGUGGUGGGCCCCGAUAUCGUCCUUCCGGAAGGCACAGUCAUCUCCCUGCAUCCCGCAGAUGAGGAAGAGGAUGACGACGAUGAGUUCAGUGAUGAUUCCGGUGUGAACAAAGAGGAGAGCAAAGUGAGGCUAAAAGGUUACAAUACUGCUAAAGUUGGCCAAGAGGGCAAAGGUUACCUCUGGAAAGCAGAAGAUGAGAAUGACGUGGACCAAGAGGAGCAAAGGCAGAGUCUUUGGGGACCCACAAUAAACGCAGAAGAAAGUGAGACGGAAAGUGAAACAAGUCUGGGGUCGGAGCAGCCGGACAGUCGGUCGGCUUCCCCUCAGCUGGAUGACAUCAAAGUUUUCCAGAAUGAGGUGCUGGGUACGUUGCAGAGGGGUGAAGAGGAAAACAUCUCCUGUGACAACCUGGUUCUGGAGAUCAACUCUCUCAAGCAUGCCUAUAAUAUUGGCUUGAAAGAGGUCAUGGAGGUGCUCAGCAAGGUGGUUCUGGAGUACCCUCUGCACCAAAUAAACACGGAAAAGGAUCCCCAACAAGAUCCCCAACGCUACUGCAUGCUGCUAGUCCAACUACUGAAGAAUUGGGCUCCCCUCUUCAAGAACUACAUAAAGCGGGCGUCAGAUCACUUAGAUGCUUUGCACACCAUUGAAGAGUUCUUCCUGGAACAUGAAGCGCUGUGCAUGUCCAUGGCCAAAGUGCUGAUGACUUUCUAUCAGUUGGAAAUCUUAGCAGAAGAGAUGAUCCUCACCUGGUUUUCUCAACGAGACACAUCUGAUAAAGGCAGGCAGCUUCGUAAAAACCAACGACUUCAGAAGUUUAUCCAGUGGCUGGAGGAGGCUGAAGAGGAGUCGUCCGAAGGAGAGCAAAACUGACUUGACAACCUCCGUCAGAAAGUUCUGCCCCUGCUCCCUGCUUCCAAGAGGCAAAAGGGCUAAAGCGUCAGGCUUUGCCUGGCGAGGCGGCAGAGCAAGAGCGAGAACCGGUGCAUGGCGUGUGUACGUGUGGGACCCGAGAGUCCAAGAUGACUGACAAUCCCAUUGUUGUUUAUCUGUGUAAUUAGCAGCUAUCCCCAGAAGGUCAUCUCAUGUGGGACAAUGAGAGAGCAACUGUUCAGAAAAGCCAGAGACCUGUAUAAUGUUUAAGAUCUUUCUGAGACCUGUAUAUAUAUAUAUAUAUAUAUAUAUAUACAUAUAUAAAUGGUGAUGUAUAAAUAAACUAUCCAUGGGGACAGGGGAGGGAGGGAGUUCUGCUGAUGUAGAUGGUGACAGAGGCGAAAUACAUGCAAAUUCGAUGUCAGCCUUAGCUAUUGGGGUUUGAACCACUUCUGAGUUAUGUAAAGGAGGUCCUGUGAGAUCCACGUUGCAGGAAGCCCUUGACUUUCCUGGAGUGCUGCUGCAUGGCCUCCCCCUCUGUGGUUGAAGAGCCAACUGUUAAAGCAGGAGAGACGGAGAAACAGGUUAGCAGCCCAGGCUCCCAAGUGAUAGGAGAAGGUGCUCUUGUCGGAGGCAGAGCUGUCCCUUGAUACCGAGAGAUUCAGCCUGCGGGAAACGGUCACCUUCCCUGAAGGAAACGUUUGUUUUCACACUCAAGACUAGCUUUUGUUUCGGCUCGGAUGUCCACUUGGCCCUGCAGCCUUUGCCAAAAUCGGGAAGCUUUUUUUUUUCCGUUUCUGUUUUGCUUCUAUAAGUACAAAAUGGGGAAAAUGUUCACCUACCUCACAAGGAGUAUGUUCACAAUUGAAAAAAAUCUGUAAUAAGUAAGUGUUCUUAUGCUCCUGGUGUUGGGAGCCUUUUGUCCAUGUCCAUCCUCCUUGCUGACUAUUCUGACUCUUUGAAGGGCGGGUCUGUUUCCCCCCCCCCCCCCCCGCCAUUGUAGAGGAGCAGAUGUUCUUGGUAUCUAUCAAGAUGCUGCUGGAGUCUCCCCUGCAACUGCGGACAUGUCUGUCUAUCACUUCAGAAGCUUUUUUGAGCUUUGCUUCGGCCCUCUGUGACCACACUGGCACAGUGCAGAUGCACGUUAGGCCAGUCAUGCACCCCGCAUAAGAUUCUAAUAAUUCAAGAGAUUUUCAAACAAUGCUUUUUUAUAAUUUAAGAAACAUUUCUGUUUCCUCUUCAAUGUUGACCUAAAAAGGCCUGUGGUUCUGGUUUUGGCAUGAGAGUGCAUGGUAGCAUAUUCUCUCCAUCCCGUUUCACCAUGCACCAUUCUCAUCAUUGACCGUUCUACUUAAGUAUCCCUCAUUCUGCUAACGAGGGUACAGCAGUCAACAGCUUGGGUUAAGUUGAACUUGUCACUUCUGGAAAAGGACAGGAAUGGAUCGAGGAGAAGGACAACACCAGGUGUGCCAGUCUUUGGGAGCUGUAGCCAUUGGGCACUGCUAUCGCUCCACAUGGGCGCAUGUUAAGUUGCUGAAGUGUCUGGGGAAACAUUGCCUGUUGGGAGGGAAGAGCUUGAAUACUGGCACUACUGUUGGACUCCUCUUGUCACCACAUCCUCUUGUAAAUGUUGGGAAAGAAGUGCUUUUUCUGUGCCUGCCAAUAUUUAAUUUGGGGAGCAAUUAAACAUCCCUGCUAUAAAGAA
Elgaria multicarinata webbii is the source of this 3851-nucleotide messenger RNA. It is a transcript of the gene EIF2B5, whose product is annotated as eukaryotic translation initiation factor 2B subunit epsilon. The transcript has 16 exons. The coding region runs from base 8 to 2146 and encodes 712 amino acids. The record is from RefSeq and is a predicted model, not a curated record. Gene Ontology annotation, molecular function: translation initiation factor activity; guanyl-nucleotide exchange factor activity; translation initiation factor binding. Gene Ontology annotation, cellular component: eukaryotic translation initiation factor 2B complex. Gene Ontology annotation, biological process: biosynthetic process. NCBI's taxonomy places the organism in Eukaryota, Metazoa, Chordata, Lepidosauria, Squamata, Anguidae.